AUGGUGAUUAGGAUGAAGCCAGGCACUGAUGUGGAGAUGCACAGCGGCCCAGCAAACAAUAUCUUGAACAUCCACCUCGGCCUCACAGGUGACCUUCAGGGGGCCAAGUUGGUGGUAGCCAACCAGACGUAUUCUUGGAGCAGAAGCAAGGUGAUCGCGUGGGACGGCAGCUACGACCACAGGGUGCACUGCCUGGAUUGCAGCGAGGAUAGGGUCAUCAUGAUGGUCCGGUACAUGCACCCAGAUAUGAGUCCGAUGCAUUACAAGGGUUCUCGGCGGACCUUUUUUGAGGACAUCCCGAUCGAGUUGCAGUGA
Molecule: messenger RNA, 315 nt
Organism: Prorocentrum cordatum
Lineage: Eukaryota; Dinophyceae; Prorocentrales; Prorocentraceae
Source: the annotation of a GenBank genome assembly